AUGUCAAAGAGGGUUAUUGUGUUGUACGACAACACACGCUACAUGUUGUACAGAUGUGAUAGAGAGGAUUUGAUCACCAACCACCAACGAACAUUUCCACAGUUCCAUGGCGGCGGUGCUGCUGCUGGCCGCGCUGGCGGCCUGGGCGCCCGGCCCCGCCCCCGCCGGCGCGUCACCGCACCACGGCCGCCGCAUGUCGCCAUGGCGUUGCUCGCCGCCGCCGACUCGGCCGCCGCCGCCGCGCUCGACCUCGACAUGAAGGGGCGGGCCGGCCGCGCGCCGCCCGCACCGCAGCAGCCCCCGCCCCCGCCGCCGCCGCCGCCGCCGCGCCGCCAGCCGGCCUCCUCCUCGCAGGAGGACUCGCUAGUGGUGCAGACGACGCGCGGCCGCGUGCGGGGCGCCACCAUCACCGCGCCCUCGGGCAAGCUCAUGGACGCGUGGCUCGGCAUCCCGUACGCGCAGAAGCCCGUCGGGCAGCUGCGCUUCCGGCACCCGCGCCCCGUGGAGCGCUGGGAAGGCGUGCUCAACGCCACGCGCCCGCCCAACUCGUGCGUGCAGAUCAUCGACACCUUCUUCGGCGACUUCAGCGGCGCCGCCGUCUGGAACCCCAACACGCCGCUCUCUGAGGACUGCCUCUACAUCAACGUGGUGGCGCCGCGCCCGCGGCCUCGCAACGCCGCCGUCAUGGUGUGGAUCUUCGGCGGCGGCUUCUACUCGGGCUCGGCCACGCUCGACGUGUACGACCACCGCAUGCUGGUGUCGGAGGAGAACGUGCUGCUCGUGUCCAUGCAAUACCGCGUGGCGUCGCUGGGCUUCCUCUUCAUGGACACGGAGGACGUGCCGGGCAACGCGGGCCUCUACGACCAGCUGAUGGCGCUGCAGUGGGUGCACGACAACAUCGCCGCCUUCGGAGGCAACCCGCACAACGUGACGCUGUUCGGGGAGAGCGCCGGCGCCGUGAGCGUCUCCAUCCACCUGCUGUCGCCGCUGUCGAGGAACCUUUUCUCGCAGUCGGGCGCGGCGACGGCGCCGUGGGCGGUCAUCACGCGCGAGGAGUCGGUGCUGCGCGGCCUGCGCCUGGCCGAGGCGGUGGGCUGCCCGCACCAGCGCUCGCAGCUGCGCGAGGUGGUGGACUGCCUGCGCAGCAAGGAUGCCACCGAACUCGUCAACAACGAGUGGGGCACGCUGGGCAUCUGCGAGUUCCCCUUCGUGCCCAUCGUGGACGGCGCGCUGCUCGACGACCACCCCACGCGCUCGCUCGCCUCUAAGAACUUCAAGAAGACCAACAUCCUCAUGGGCUCCAACACGGAGGAGGGCUACUACUUCAUCAUCUACUACCUAACGAACCUUUUCAAGAAGGAGGAGAACGUGUAUGUGUCGCGCGCCGAGUACCUCAAGGCCGUGCACGAGCUGAACCCGUACGUGAACGCCGUGGGCCGGCAGGCCAUCGUGUUCGAGUACACGGACUGGGCCAACCCCGACGACCCCAUCGGCAACCGCGACGCGCUCGACAAGAUGGUGGGCGACUACCACUUCACGUGCAACGUGAACGAGUUCGCGCACCGCUACGCGGAGACGGGCAACAACGUGUACAUGUACUACUUCCGGCACCGCUCGCAGAGCAACCCGUGGCCCAGCUGGACGGGCGUGAUGCACGGCGACGAGAUCAACUACAUUUUCGGAGAGCCGCUCAACCCCGAGCACCCCUACAGCCCCCAGGAGGUGGAGCUGGCGCGGCGCAUGAUGCGCUACUGGGCCAACUUCGCCAAGACC
Messenger RNA from Gryllus bimaculatus (two-spotted cricket), 1773 nucleotides. Lineage: Eukaryota; Metazoa; Arthropoda; Insecta; Orthoptera; Gryllidae. The record is from the annotation of a GenBank genome assembly.